Messenger RNA from Vanessa atalanta (red admiral), 4498 nucleotides. RefSeq names its product glycogen phosphorylase (gene Glyp). The transcript has 8 exons. NCBI's taxonomy places the organism in Eukaryota, Metazoa, Arthropoda, Insecta, Lepidoptera, Nymphalidae. Gene Ontology annotation, cellular component: cytoplasm. Gene Ontology annotation, biological process: glycogen catabolic process. The record is from RefSeq and is a predicted model, not a curated record. Gene Ontology annotation, molecular function: pyridoxal phosphate binding; glycogen phosphorylase activity. The coding region runs from base 124 to 2646 and encodes 840 amino acids.
GUUGCUAGCGGUCGAGUUUAUAUGUUUGACCUUGUCAAGGUGACCGAUAUCGCGGUAAAAUUAUUCAGUCAGGUUUUGGCAGCUAUACAAGUCUGUUUUGUAGGCUGAAGCAAAAUCAUAAAAAUGAGCGUGCAAACAGAUUCAGACAAGCGUAAGCAAAUAUCUGUUAGAGGUAUUGUUGGUGUAGAAAACGUAGCAGAGGUGAAAAAGGCAUUUAACCGGCAUGUCCAUUAUACAUUAGUAAAGGACCGAAAUGUUGCGACCCCCAGAGACUACUACUUUGCCCUGGCGCAUACUGUUCGGGAUCAUCUCGUAUCCCGUUGGAUUCGAACACAACAGUAUUAUUAUGAAAAGGACCCCAAGCGUGUAUACUAUCUCUCCUUGGAGUACUAUAUGGGAAGAUCCCUUCAGAAUACUAUGAUCAACCUCGGUAUCCAAGGAACUGUUGAUGAAGCACUUUAUCAACUAGGACUCGACAUUGAAGAACUUGAGGAAUUAGAGGAAGAUGCUGGUCUCGGCAACGGCGGUCUUGGUAGACUCGCUGCGUGUUUCCUCGAUUCUAUGGCAACCCUUGGACUCGCGGCUUAUGGCUACGGUAUCAGGUAUGAAUAUGGUAUCUUCGCGCAGAAGAUUGAGAAUGGCGAACAACAGGAGGAGCCGGAUGACUGGCUAAGAUACGGCAACCCGUGGGAGAAAGCACGUCCCGAAUUCAUGUUGCCCGUAAACUUCUACGGUCGUGUUGUAGAUACGCCGCAGGGGAAAAAAUGGAUCGACACUCAGAUAGUCUUCGCCAUGCCUUAUGACAAUCCAAUCCCGGGCUACAAUAACAACGUCGUUAAUACGCUACGUCUGUGGUCCGCUAAAAGCCCCAUCGAUUUCAACCUACGCUUCUUCAAUUCCGGAGAUUAUAUUCAAGCUGUCCUUGAUCGUAAUGUUGCGGAAAAUAUAUCAAGAGUUCUCUACCCUAACGAUAACUUCUUUGAGGGUAAGGAACUGAGACUUCGUCAGGAAUAUUUCAUGUGCGCCGCCACACUGCAAGAUAUUCUUAGACGAUACAAAUCAUCUAAAUUUGGCAGCCGUGAAGCAGUUAGAACUACUUUCGAUAGUCUUCCAGAUAAAGUAGCCAUACAACUGAACGACACUCACCCAGCUCUCGCUAUCCCGGAACUCUUGCGAAUUCUGAUCGAUAUCGAAAAAUUACCAUACGAGGAGGCUUGGAAACUAGUCGUUAAGUGCUGUGCUUACACUAAUCAUACCGUCCUACCCGAAGCUUUAGAGAGGUGGCCCUGCACUAUGUUAGAAAAUGUUCUGCCGAGACACAUGGAAUUGAUCUACCACAUCAAUUUCCUUCACCUCCAGGAGGUUCAAAAGCGUUGGCCUGGUGAUAUGGACCGCUUACGUCGCAUGUCUCUUAUUGAGGAAGAAGGAGAAAAACGAGUUAACAUGGCAAACCUCUGCGUGGUCGGCUCCCACGCCGUCAAUGGUGUAGCGGCCAUUCACUCUGAAAUUCUCAAAGCGACUAUAUUCCAUGAUUUCUUUGAAAUGUGGCCAGAGAAGUUCCAAAACAAAACCAACGGUAUUACACCCCGUCGUUGGCUACUGUUAUGUAACCCAGGUCUCUCUGACAUCAUUUGUGAGAAAAUUGGCGAGGACUGGACCGUCCACUUAGAUAAGCUGCAAGAUUUGAAACGCUGGGCAAAAGACCCAGCUUUCCAGCGAGCCGUUAUGAAAGUAAAGCAGGAGAAUAAGCUGAAGCUCGCAUCUCUUAUUGAAAGAGACACCGGAGUCAAGAUAAAUCCGGCGUCGAUGUUCGACGUGCAAGUGAAACGUAUUCACGAGUACAAGCGCCAGCUUCUGAACAUUCUGCAUGUGAUCGUUCUCUAUAACCGAAUCAAGCGAGACCCGUCUGCUCCCAUCACACCAAGAACUGUUAUGAUUGGUGGAAAGGCUGCCCCGGGUUACUACAUCGCUAAGCAAAUAAUUGCCCUGGCAUGCGCUGUUGGCAACACGGUCAACAACGAUCCCGACGUUGGUGACAAAUUGAAGCUCAUAUUUUUGGAAAACUACCGCGUGACAUUGGCAGAGCGCAUCAUGCCGGCUGCCGAUCUCAGCGAACAGAUCUCGACGGCGGGGACCGAAGCCUCUGGAACUGGAAACAUGAAGUUCAUGCUCAACGGAGCGCUAACCAUCGGCACCAUGGAUGGCGCCAAUGUGGAGAUGGCGGAAGAAGCCGGCGAGCACAACCUCUUUAUCUUCGGUAUGCGGGUCGACGACGUGGAAGCCCUGCAGAAACGCGGCUAUAACGCGUACGAGUACUACGAGCGCAACCCGGAGCUGCGGCAGUGCGUGGAGCAGAUCCGCAGCGGGUUCUUCUCCCCGGGCGACCCGGGCCGGUUCUCCAGCGUGGCCGACGUGCUGCUGCACCACGACCGCUUCCUGCAUCUCGCGGACUUCGACGCCUACAUCGAGGCGCAGGACAAAGUCUCGCGAGUCUACCAGAACCCAUCCAAAUGGGCGGAGAUGGUGAUCGAGAACAUUGCGUCGUCUGGCAAGUUCUCGUCCGACCGCACCAUCGCGGAGUACGCGCGCGAGAUCUGGGGCGUCGAGCCCACCUGGGAGAAGCUGCCCGCGCCCGGCGACGUCUAGGUCGCCCAGGUCGCCCAGGUCGCCCAGGCCGCCCAGCUCGGCGAGCUACACCGAAGUUUAAACAUUUAUCUCUUACAAUAGAAAUGGGUAUGAUGCUUGGGAUUAUAACACAUUUUGGUAUGUUAGUAGUUUAAAAAAUAUUACACUAAAACGAUAAUUUUUAUACAAAGAAUAAAUGAGGCAGCAACAUUAUAGUAAAAAAAAUGCAAUAGAUAAAUCUUGUCAGCUGUAUAACCAGAUUUGUUACAAAUCUUAUUGAUAACUAUAUAUGUUGACUGCAUAUUAUGUCAAAGAUAUAACUUUAAGCGAAAAUCAUAUAUAUAUUUAAAGAUUUCUCAUAUAUUGAAACUGUCUUGAACUUUUACAAUCGAAUAAGAAAAAUAGGUACUAAUGUCAAAUUAAUUCGAUACUAGUUUAGUGAUUAUACCUUUUAAUUCAUUAUAAUUAUAUAUAUGCUUUAUUUAAUAUAUUUUAUUAUUUACCCACUAAUCUUUAUUAACCAUGCCAUAGACUUGCCUAAGGUGCUUUUUGAUAAUUACAUAUUACUUGCUUUUCUAACACAAGGAUACAAACAUCAAUGAUAUUAUUUUUGGAUCUUUAUACAGGGUUCCAUUUUUAUAAAAACACAUUUAAUUUCAUUAUUUAUUAUUUCUCGCACCUUUCUAAACAUUGUUAGAUCUAUUUAUCUAGUCUAAUCUAAUGUAUGUCUGUACUUUCGUAGACGUUAAUUCUCUAAUUGACGUGUAAUCCUAAUAUAUUAUAUUAAAUAACAUAUACAUUGUUUAAUUAAAUUAUUAAUCAAUUUGGAAGGUUCUUAGCAAAAUUUUAAUGUUUAAAAAGUAAAAGUGUUUUAUGUCGAUGUGUCUGCUUAAUUGGAAGUUAUUAUAAUUAGUGAUAAAUACAAAGAUGUAUUAAUUAGUUAAAUUGUAGAAAACGUGGAAAGAUAUAAAUAUUUCAUAGAGUAUAUUAUAUUACUAGAAACUAAAGCCAUUGGUUUUGAGAUUAAAGUAGAAACAGCUUAAGUCCGUAUAUUGUUCCUAUGUAUUGUUAUUAUUGUUACUAAAGAAAUAUAUAGAUAUAUUUUUACAUAUACGAAUAUAUUUUUGAUGUGUGCCAUAUUAUAUGAUCCCCGUAUAGUCGUUUAUGUGGCGUUAAGUGUAAUGUCUGAAUAUUUUAAAAUGAAUGAAAAACUAUUAUAGUGUUUUAAAAUUUCAGUGAGACCUUGUGUUGUGGUCUGUACAAUCUCUUAACCUUUUAACUACCGACGUACGGUCACCGCGACCGAUUGAUAUUUUCACAGCGUUGUAUAGAAUAAAUCUGUUAUUACAUAUAUGUAUAAUCCUAUUUUUUGGUGAAUUCAUAUAUUAAAUAUAAAAUUAGACUACAUGAGACAUGUUUAAUUCCUAGGUUUUUACUUAAGUUCAUAGUGUGGUCUUACGGACCAAAGGUCGGUAGUAAACUGUAUCUCAAUAAACAAAGAUUUAACGGAUACAUUACAAACCUCAAGAACCGCAUUACGUACAGAUCACAAUACACUAUACAAUUAAAAUAUAUAGAACGCGAUAAUUAUACUUCUCAUUAUAACUUUCACACUCACUGAUGUACUCGUGCAAUAAAUAAUAUUUAUGUGUUUUCUUUUUAUUUACUUUGCAACUUAAAGCCACAUUAACGAAUUUUACAUUAUAUCAGAACCUUUUCGUAUUAAUUUUUCAACACUUAACCCACUGCCGUUAAUGUUGUAUGAUGAAAAUUUAUACGUUUAUUUUAUUCUAUAAUCGAUUUUAUAUAUAAUGUUUUUCCUGUACCGCGUAUUAUAAAAUUUUAUAUCAUAAAAUUUUAAUAAAACUUGAAU